CUCAACUUGUUUAAAGAAGUUUGAUUGAUAUUCUUGCCGCCUUUGUGAAUUCAUCUGUGAUGUGCGUUGUUCAAAGAUCACCCUUCACAUUGUUCUAACCAUAUACAAAGCACAACUACAAAAGUGUCAGGAGAUUUCGAGGUUAGAUUAGCGGGGCUUACCACUGUUCUACCAACUCACCGCCCUCACCAUAAAUAUUGGCACAUCUUUGUUGAGGUUGAAUCCUUUUCUCCAAAAUAAUAUUUACAAAUCUCAAAUCUUUCUACUUUCUACUUUCUGCUCUGUACUUUGCCCGUAAACAUGGCUCCAGUUCCUCCAGUUUAUAUUGUGUAAGUUUCCUGUACAUCCCCGGUUUCCGGAAUUGUUACUACUUAGACCAAGUUCUGGAUAUCUUUCCUCUUCUACGCUCGUGACCACCGUAUAGUUGAGAAAUACUAAUCAUUCGAUGUCUCCAGCUCAGCCGUGAGAACACCCAUCGGUUCAUUCUUAGGUUCCCUCUCUAGCAAGACUGCAACUGAACUCGGCGGCAUUGCCAUCAAGGGUAAAUCUAUUCGAUCUAUGUGGGCGUAUAAAAUAUUGAGGCUAACGAACAUCUAGCUGCCGUUGAGCGUGUACCAGAAAUCAAGCCUGAAGACGUUGAAGAAAUCUUCUUUGGCAAUGUUUUAUCCGCAAAGUAGGUCGAUCACUCUUUUUCUUUUUUAAAGAAAAUUAACUAAUUUGGACAGUUUGGGACAGAACCCUGCUCGUCAAUGUGCUAUUGCUGGUGGCCUCACUGAAGGUGUAGUCUGUACCACCGUCAACAAAGUUUGUGCUUCCGGCACCAAGGCAAUCAUUCUUGCCGCUCAGACAAUCAUCACUGGCAACGCCGAUAUAGUUGUAGCCGGUGGUGCGGAGUCCAUGUCUAAUGUUCCUCACUACCUUCCAACUCUCCGAAAUGGUGCCAAGUAUGGUGACCAAACUUUGGUAGACGGUGUUCUCAAGGAUGGUCUCACCGAUGCCUACAACAAAAAAGAGCAUAUGGGAAUGGCUGCUGAAGAGUGUCAUGUUGAUCAUGACAUUAGCAGAGAGCAACAAGAUGAGUAUGCCAUCAAGUCAUACCAAAAGGCACAAAAGGCAACUGAAGCCGGUCUCUUCAAGACCGAGAUUGUUCCAGUUGAAGUUAGCGGUGGCCGCGGCAAGCCAAAUGUUAAGGUUGAGAAAGAUGACGAGGUUAAGAACUUGAACAUCGAGAAGCUCAAGGCCAUGAGACCAGCUUUCAUGCCUAAUGGAGGAACCGUCACCGCUCCAAAUGCUGCACCACUUAACGACGGAGCUUCAGCUCUUGUCCUCGUCUCGGAAGCUAAGUUAAAAGAACUUGGUCUUAAACCUUUGGCAAAGAUUCUUGGUUGGGGUGAUGCUGAAAAGGCACCAAGCAAGUUCACCACGGCACCAUCUUUGGCUAUUCCUAAGGCUCUGAAGCACGCCAAGAUUGAUGCUUCAGCUGUUGAUUACUAUGAGAUCAACGAAGCUUUCUCUGUUGUCGCAUUGGCAAACAUGAAGAUUCUCGGAUUGGAUGAAUCUAAGGUCAACAUCCACGGAGGCGCCGUUGCUAUAGGACAUCCCCUUGGUUGCUCCGGAGCUCGAAUUGUCACCACAUUGAUCAAUGUGUUGAGAGAACAAAAGGCAAAGAUUGGUGUUGCCGGUAUCUGCAACGGUGGGGGCGGAGCCUCCGCUCUUGUCAUUGAAUCUUUGCAGUAAAGUGCUUCUAACAAUUGCUUACAAUUUGGAUUUGGAUGGUACAUAUUUGGAGUAUCAAAAAGCAUGAUCGGCGAUGAAGCAACAUAGAUUCAAGUCUGAUAAAAGUCUCGCGAAACGAUUUACAAUACCCAUAAGCUUUUUAAUACACCCCUCUAGAUCUUCUACCUUAAAGUCCUCAGCUAUUUUCGUUUUGUCACAUUCAU
Messenger RNA from Sclerotinia trifoliorum, 1940 nucleotides. The record is from the annotation of a GenBank genome assembly. NCBI's taxonomy places the organism in Eukaryota, Fungi, Ascomycota, Leotiomycetes, Helotiales, Sclerotiniaceae.